Messenger RNA from Musa acuminata subsp. malaccensis (wild Malaysian banana), 2966 nucleotides. RefSeq names its product gamma-tubulin complex component 3. Gene Ontology annotation, molecular function: gamma-tubulin binding; microtubule minus-end binding. Gene Ontology annotation, biological process: spindle assembly; mitotic cell cycle; cytoplasmic microtubule organization. The record is from RefSeq and is a predicted model, not a curated record. NCBI's taxonomy places the organism in Eukaryota, Viridiplantae, Streptophyta, Magnoliopsida, Zingiberales, Musaceae. Gene Ontology annotation, cellular component: centrosome; spindle pole; equatorial microtubule organizing center.
CUUUGAAAUGAAAACAAUAAACAAAACGGGACGUAUGAACCCUAUAGGGGCUUCGAGAUUCUUACUCCGGCGGCCAUGGACCAUCCCAAAACCCUCGAUCUCGUCAAGGAGCUUGUCCUCCGCCUCCUCUCUGCUGUCGAUUCUCCCUCUUCCGACGCCAUCGAUGAGCUUCCCCGAGCCCUCCGCUUCGCUCACCGCCUCCUUUCCAGCCGCAUGGCACCUUCCCUCGCUCCGGAUGAGCUCGUACUUGCCGAGACAAUCAAGCGCCAGCUCGCCGCCUGCGGUCGCUCCUCUGACGCCCUGGCCUUCUCCGACCUCCGCACCAAGCUCUCGGCCCGCUCCUCCGCUCCCGGAUCCAUCCGCAACCGUUGGGCCCUCCUCUACCUCCUCAAAUCCCUGUCCGACGCCCGCCGCCGCGAACCCCUCCUCCCGUCUUCAGCGACGACCGGCCUCCCUGCCCUCCCCCUCAACCCUCAGCCGAGCCACCAAUCGCCUCUUGCCGCCAAAAAAACCCUACCCCCGUCCUGCGGCAUCCUGCUCGUCUCCAAGGAUCCAGAUAACAUUCGUGAGAUCGCACUCCGAGAGUACGGUGAUAUAGUCAUGGACGAGACUGAGGUCUCGGAAUCGGCCCUCGUGAGGGAUAUCCUCUUUGUUUCCCAGGGUAUCGAUGGGCGGUAUGUGAGGUUCGAUAAGGUGUCAGACCGCUAUGAACCUCCGGAUUUGCUGAAGCUGCCAAGAUCCAUGAGAACGAUGGUCUGCAAGCUCUCUGAACUCGGAUGGCUCUUCCGGAAAGUCAGGGGUUAUAUCACUGAGAGCAUGAGCUGCUUUCCUGCUGAGGAGGUUGGUACAGUCGGCCAGGCCUUCUGCUCUGCCCUCCAGGAUGAGCUUUCAGACUACUACAAACUUUUGGCUGUGCUUGAGUCCCAUUCUCUGAAUCCGAUCCCGACUCCUGGUUCCGUUUCGGGGGUAACAGUGAAUUACCUGUCCUUGAGACGGCUUGCAGUCUGGCUCGCUGAACCCAUGGUUAGGAUGCGAUUGAUGGCAGUUCUAGUUGAUGGGUGUCGAUCUCUUAGAGGUGGAGCAAUGGCUGGUGCAAUACACGAGAGGGCACAGCAUGGGGAUCCAUUGGUACAGGAGUUCAUGGGUUGUCUCCUCCGGAGGGUCUGCUCACCUUUGUUUGAGAUGGUCCGGAGUUGGGUCUUGGAGGGGGAGUUGGAGGAUACAUUUGCGGAGUUCUUCAUACAGGGCCAAGCUGUAAAGGCCGAGUCUCUAUGGCGAGAAGGCUACCAAAUCCAGUCUGCUAUGCUGCCUUCUUUCAUUUCUCCUGCUCUGGCACAAAGGAUCUUGCGGACAGGAAAGUCCAUCAAUUUCCUCAGAGCUUGCUGUGAGGACAAUGGUUGGGCUACUGCUGCUGCUGAAGCAGCAGCUCAUGUUGGGACCACUACUAGGAGGGGUGGGCUUGUGUAUGGGGAGCCAAAUGCUUUAGAAGCACUUGUUGUCGAGGCAGCUAAGCGGAUUGAUCGUCAUUUGAUGGAUGUGAUUCACAAGCGGUAUCGGUUCAAGGACCAUUGUCUAGCAAUCAAAAGGUACUUGCUUCUUGGUCAGGGAGACUUUGUGCAGUAUUUGAUGGAUAUUAUAGGCCCAGAGCUAUCAGAACCAGCCAACACAAUCAGCUCAUUCCACUUGUCAGGGUUGCUAGAGAUGGCAAUCCGUGCAUCCAAUGCACAGUAUGAUGAUUGGGAUAUUCUAGAUCAUUUGAAGGUAAAGAUGAUGGAGCAUGGUGAUGGUAAUAGGGGAUGGGAUGUGUUCUCAUUGGAGUAUGAUGCGACAGUGCCUCUGGACACAGUAUUUACUGCAUCUGUCAUGAAGAAGUACCUCAAGAUUUUUAACUUUCUAUGGAAACUAAAACGGGUUGAGCACGCAUUGAUUGGAAUAUGGAAGAUGAUGAAACCAAAUUCCAUUAUUUCUUGUAUUUACACCGAAGAAGGUGCAGCAGUUAAGGCACAGUUUGUCGCUGUUCUACGAAGGUGCCAAGUACUGUGGAAUGAAAUGAACCAUUUCGUGACAAACUUUCAGUACUAUAUAAUGUUUGAGGUUCUUGAAGUUUCAUGGGCACAUUUCUCAGAAGAAAUGGAUGCUGCAAAAGAUUUAGAUGAUCUUCUUGCUGCUCAUGAUAAGUAUCUUAACUCAAUUGUGGAGAAGUCUCUUCUAGGGGAGCAAUCUCAGGGUCUUAUUAGGAUUCUGUUUGUUCUAUUUGAUCUUAUACUGCGGCUUCGAACCCAUGCAGAGAGGUGGUUUGAAAGCAUCUUUCAGUUGCAGCUUAGAGGGAAGAGCAAAUUAAAGACAAAACUGAAGGAGCCAGGUUCAUAUCCUGAUGUGGGUAGAAAAGCCAUAAUGCAACUUGCUGGAGAAUUUCUACAGCGCAUGGGUGAAGACCUUGACAAGAUUGCAAAAGAGUAUUCAGCAUCACUUGAUGCUUUUAUCUCUCAGUUGCCCAUGCAACAACAUGUUGAUUUGAAGUUCCUUCUCUUUCGUCUAGACUUUACCGAAUUUUAUAGUCGGCUUUCCCCUAGCAAGUAAAAUUUGGGCAUACUGCAGAAGAAGCAAUGCGAAAACAGUGAUGUCAGUUGUUCUUUCAUGUGCAACUUACGAGAUUACUGGCCAUUUCAGACUGUUGAUUGUAUAUCAUUUAUUUAACAAACAUAAAGAUAUUAAGCUUUUCAUUCCACGAAGAAUCACAUAAUGAGGUUAAGGUACGCUUUUAGUUGUGGUUUUAUAUUUGGAUAUGCUGAUGUACAUGUCAUGUAUUUGAUGGUUUUAUUAUGUCUUUGGAUUUGUCGAGUGAUGGUUAUGAGGAUUUUCUUCCCAAGCUUGUAUUUUCUGAUGAAAUAUGUGAUUCUUUUAGUAAAUGAUGGAAUCUACCAUUUGCACGAUCCUUUACUAAGUUAUUGUCCAUUUCCUCUUAA